GUCACUCACUGCUUCGUUCGUUCAUCCAUCAACUACUGGAAAUUAGAGAGCCGGAUCUCUCGGUCGGAGAAGCUAGAAUUAAAAAGUACCUGCGAGGAAGGACUAAGGAGUCGAAGAUGGCUGCGGCGGUGCUGUCCGUGCGCACGACGACGACGUCGCUGCUAGCAGCAGUCGUCCUGUGCCUCUGCGUCGUCUCCCUCUCCUCCCGUGGCGCCGCCGCCGCGCGGGUCUCCCCCGGCGCCAGCCCGAUCGUGGCCACCUGCAUGACGGGCCCGUACCCGGAGCUGUGCGUGGCGGAGCUGGGGCAGCGGCUGCUGGACGUGCAGACGUCGAUCGCGUCCGCGGCGCCCGAUCAGCGCGCGGCCAGGAUCGCGGGCGCCCCGGGGCAGGUGGACGUCAGAGCGCUGGUGGCCGUGGCGCUGGAGGCGGCCUCGGAAGCCGGCGCCGUCGCGGUGUCCAUCUUCGAGGGCAAGCUCCCCGGGUUCAACACCGGCGUGCCCGACUUCCGCCGCUGCCUCGGCAACUGCACCGUCACCAUGCGCAGCGCCAUGCAGAAGCUCCACGGCGCCACCGCCGCGCUGCACUCGGGCGACACGCAGGUGGCCAGGACGCUCGCGAUGCGCUCUGCCGCCGACGUCUCGUCCUGCACCGUCAGCUGCAGGGAGCUCAACGGCGACGUGCGCCUCAUCGUCGUGCAGAGCCUCACCGAGUUCACCAAGAUGCUCCAGAUCGCCGUCAGCUUCAUCAGCAAGAUGAAGCCGCUUCCACCGUCAGCUCCAGCGCGAACUGCCACGCCAUGAUCACCUACAUAUGCGCAGCGUGGUUCUUCUAACUAAGAGAGCGGGAUCGAGAAGAAAUUGAAGCCGCUAAUAAUUAGCCAUCGUUCUCUAGAGUUCCUUUCUUCGUUUGUUUUGGUGUGUGUUCCUUUUCCCCGUUUUUUUUUUUGUUUUAGUGUGAGUUCUCUCUUCUGUAAAUAAGAUGCAGGUUUCAUGGCCAUUGUGCCUGGCUCUGGUUGUGAACCUGAGAAUGAGAUUACAUGUUUUCUUUCUGAUUCAAGAAAAAAUUGUGAA
Messenger RNA from Zea mays, 1070 nucleotides. RefSeq lists its product as uncharacterized. Gene Ontology annotation, molecular function: enzyme inhibitor activity. The transcript has a single exon. Lineage: Eukaryota; Viridiplantae; Streptophyta; Magnoliopsida; Poales; Poaceae. The record is from RefSeq and is marked validated. The coding region runs from base 117 to 800 and encodes 227 amino acids.